This is a messenger RNA of Cuscuta campestris, 1852 nucleotides long. NCBI's taxonomy places the organism in Eukaryota, Viridiplantae, Streptophyta, Magnoliopsida, Solanales, Convolvulaceae. The record is from the annotation of a GenBank genome assembly.
CUCUCUCUCUCUCUCUCUGAGUCUUUGAGUUCAAAGGUCUCUCUAAAUCUGUCUCUUUGCCCUUCUCUUUCUAGAAAAAAAAGACAACAAUGGUGGAAUAAAAAUCCAAUCUUUCUAAUGAUAAAUAAUUAUUUCUAAGACUAAUAAACUUAUAAUAUUAGAAAGAUUUUCCUUUUUCAUCCAGUGAGAACUCAAAGUCUUCUUCUUUCUCACACCAUACCUUUCAUCCCAUCGCACAAGUUUUUCUUCCAUGGAGAUUGAAGAAUCUAGGGUUUCAUGGAGUUUCAGCCAAAGGUCCUGUCUUUCUUAAACAUUGAUUUUUUUUUCUUGACUUGUUUUUCCUGAUUCCCUUCUGAAUCUGAGCUUUCAACUGCUUUCCUGCUUCUAAGAUGCCAUAUUUUUGCUGGGUUGAAGUUCUUGAAUCUGUUUGAAGAACAGAAAGAGGGAUUCUUGGUUCAGUUUUGUUAAUAAUGUCCUUUUUGCCUCUUUUCUUGAUGGGUUCUUUGUAUUUUAGGAAUUAGGGAUUUGGGUUUUUUGUUUCCACUUUCCUUCUGGGUAUCACUUGGAAAAUGGAGGAAAUAGAGGAGGCUAACAGGGAAGCAGUAGAGAGUUGCCAUAGGGUGAUUAGUUUGUUGUCUCAGCCUGAUAGCGAUCAGAAUCAGUAUGGGAAACUAACUGGGGAGGCUGUUCAUAUGUUCAAGAAAGUUGUCUAUAAGCUCAAUUCCACUUUGGGUCAUGCUAGGGUUAGAAAUGUCAAGAAAAUCCAAACCCCUCUGCCAGUUCCUCCAAACAUUCUCUUAGAAAACCCGUUUUCUUCGAAACCCUCAGAGGAGAAUGAUCAACCCAAAGCUCUGCAGCUUCUUCCUGCCCAUAACUCGAAUCAAGAGAAGAGCUGUGAUCUCACAUUGAUGAGAAUUCCUUCGUUUGACUUGAAUGGAAAAGCCCCUUUUCAGCUACCCGCCCACCACCGCCACAGCCAAACCCACCAAGUUCAAGCGACAAACUAUAACUUCCUUCAACAACAACAACCACAAAUCCCUCUUUACCGGCGUAGCAACAGUGGGAUGAGCCUUAAUUUUGACAGUUCCACUUGCACUUCCACCCGGUCUUUUAUAUCCUCGCUGAGCAUCGACAGGAGCGUCGCAAACGUGGAUGGGAAUGCUUUCCAUUUGAUCGGUGGGUCCCGCUCUGCUGACCUCGGCAUGUACCAACAACACAAGAAGAGGUGUUCUGGCGAGAGGGGCGAAGAUGGAAGUACGAAAUGCGGAAGCAGUAGCAGGUGCCAUUGUUCCAAGAAGAGGAAGCACAGGGUGAAAAGGUCGAUUAAGGUUCCGGCUAUCAGUAACAAGUUAGCUGAUAUUCCUCAGGAUGAAUAUUCUUGGAGGAAGUAUGGGCAGAAGCCUAUCAAAGGCUCUCCUCACCCAAGGGGAUAUUAUAAAUGCAGUAGCAUGAGAGGCUGCCCUGCCCGGAAACACGUGGAAAGGUGUUUGGAAGAUCCCUCAAUGUUAAUCGUGACUUAUGAGGGAGACCACAACCACCCAAGAGGGCCAUCACAACAACCCAUGAACGCGUAAACCUAGCGAGCUUGAAGAUUUUUAGCACGGACGACUUUGUUUGGUUCCAUGUUGCUUGUAACGGCUUCACACUUUGUCGUGUACAUAUUUUGCUAGUUUAGCCUCGACGUAGAGAGAUUGGCGGGGGGACGCAACGCCUUCCUUUAAGGGCGCGUUUGGUUGAAAGGUAAAUGUGAUUUUCUUCCAUGGUUUUUGUUACUAGAUAUAGGGGCUUUGAUGGUUAAGGGUUAUGCUUUUUUUUUUUUAGUUGUAAGAAUGUCCCUUUGAAAUGUGACUUU